Penicillium waksmanii is the source of this 1407-nucleotide messenger RNA. It is a transcript of the gene rtt106, whose product is annotated as putative negative regulator of DNA transposition (Rtt106). Lineage: Eukaryota; Fungi; Ascomycota; Eurotiomycetes; Eurotiales; Aspergillaceae. Gene Ontology annotation, molecular function: nucleosome binding; histone binding. Bases 1 to 1407 code for a protein of 468 amino acids. The record is from RefSeq and is a predicted model, not a curated record. The transcript is spliced from 4 exons.
AUGGCAUUUGCCGCGAUAAACAACGCCCCUUCGGCCGGUGCUCCGAUCGCCGCUAUUGAGGAGGCGUUUGCGACGGACCCAUCCCUCAAGAAACGAGUUUACGAUGCGAUCGGAACUACACCCCAGCAUACACCUCUGUUUGAGGAUCUUGCUCGAUAUACCUCCAGCCUGCUGGCCAGGACUGUGACUGCGGCUGCGACGACAACCACCACCCUUCCGAUCGUACCUCCGCCCAGCGACGCCCCAGCGGCGAAGAAACGCAAGAUACAAAAUGGGGAUUCGGGACCCGCUGUGCAGGCGCCUGUGGAUGUGAAGAGCAAUGAUGCUACUGUGCAAUUCUAUAUUCAGGAUGUCUCCUUUGCCAUCCCUCAGCGCAAAAAGUUCACGCUGGAAGUAACAGCUGGGCAAAGCGUUCUCCGGGCGAGGAACCAAGCUACGAAGGAGAUUGAUUUUGGCGUGCCAAUGGACCGGAUCCGUCACGCCCUUUGUCUCCCUGUGCCGGAGAAGAACCAAAAACAAUUCAACUUUUGUAUCAUUCCCGAGUUCGCCGAUGGCAUUACCCCUCCCCCCGAGGGCACGACCGGCUUCGAAGCGAUGGUGUUCACUGUAGCCGACGGACCGGCCAAGGCUGCUUUUACAGGAACUGGACAACAGGUUGGCAAUGGAACCGGCGAGACCGCGGAGAGCUUCCUGCGAAAGAUCUUAAAUGAUUAUAUGCCCAACACGAAUGUCGUCCGACCUGACGAGCGACAAUUCGCCAGUGCAAUGCCCGAGGCGCACCGCAAGGGCGAGAAAGCAUACCAUAUCAAAGCCUUCCGUGGCAGCAAAGAAGGAUAUCUUUUCCUCCUUUCGACUGGAAUUUUGUUUGCAUUCAAGAAACCCCUUCUCUUCUUCUCAUUCGACACUAUUGAUUCCGUCUCAUAUACUUCUGUUCUGCAACGGACCUUCAAUCUUAAUGUUUUAGCCCGCCCUCGUGGUGGUACCGAGGAGGAUCAAAUGGAAUUGGAAUUUUCCAUGAUCGAUCAGGCUGAUUACGAUGGUAUUGACGAGUAUAUCAAGCGACACGGCCUGCAGGACGCCAGCCUGGCCGAUGCCCGCCGUGCCAAGGUGUACAAUGUGAAUAGCGGCAAGAAGGACCCCAACGCUGCUCCCGAGGUCGGUGUUGAAGACGAGGAGAGUGAGCUCCAAAAGGCUCAGCGAGAGCUUGAAGACCAAGAAGAGGAAGACGAAGAGGACUACGACCCUGGUAGCUCCGGGGAUAGUGAGGGUAGUGGAUCAGAUGGGGAUGAUAGUGACGACGAUGACGAUGACGAUGAUGAGGACGACGAGGAUGAUGAUGUUGGCAUCGAGAAUCUUAUCAAAGACGAGCCUGGUAAUGACGAUGAAGAGCUCCCUGAUGCCGAAUAA